Hemicordylus capensis (graceful crag lizard) is the source of this 1212-nucleotide messenger RNA. Its product is annotated as loricrin-like. The transcript has a single exon. The record is from RefSeq and is a predicted model, not a curated record. NCBI's taxonomy places the organism in Eukaryota, Metazoa, Chordata, Lepidosauria, Squamata, Cordylidae. The coding region runs from base 1 to 1212 and encodes 403 amino acids.
AUGGGCGGAGGAUCCGGUGGUGGAUGUGGUGGUGGUGGUGGUGGAGGAGGAGGAGGAGGAGGGGGAUCAGGUGGUAUUAAAGUAAUUGGAGGAGGAUCCAGUGGCGGCAGUUGCGGUGGUGGUGGAUCAGGUGGUGUGAAGAUUAUUGGAGGAGGAUCCAGUGGGGGAUGUGGUGGUGGUGGUGGAGGAGGAGGAGGAGGAGGAGGAUCAGGUGGUAUUAAAGUAAUUGGAGGAGGAUCCAGUGGUGGUAGUUGCGGUGGUGGUGGAUCAGGUGGUGUGAAGAUUAUUGGAGGAGGAUCCAGUGGGGGAUGUGGUGGUGGUGGAGGAGGAGGAGGAGGAGGAGGAUCAGGUGGUAUUAAAGUCAUUGGCGGAGGAUCCAGUGGAGGUAGUUGUGGUGGAGGAGGAUCAGGUGGUGUGAAGAUUAUUGGCGGAGGAUCCAGUGGAGGAGGAUCCAUUUGUGGAGGAGGGGGAAGUGGCGGCCAGAGUUCUGGCUGCUGCAUCGGAGGAGGGUCUGGUGGUGGUGGUGGCUCAGGAGGCCAGUCCAUUAUCGUACCAUGUGGUGGUGGAAGCAGUGGUGGCCAGAGCUCUGGCUGCUGCAUCGGAGGCUCUGGUGGCGGCGGCGGUGGCGGCGGCGGUGGCAGCUCAGGAGGCCAGACUAUUAUAGUACCAUGUGGUGGUGGAAGCAGCGGUGGCCAGAGUUCUGGCUGCUGCAUCGGAGGAGGGUCUGGUGGUGGUGGCGGUGGCUCAGGAGGCCAGUCCAUUAUCGUACCAUGUGGUGGUGGAAGCAGUGGUGGCCAGAGCUCUGGCGGCUGCAUCGGAGGAGGGUCUGGUGGUGGUGGCGGUGGCUCAGGAGGCCAGUCCAUUAUCGUACCAUGUGGUGGUGGAAGCAGUGGUGGCCAGAGCUCUGGCGGCUGCAUCGGAGGAGGGUCUGGUGGUGGUGGCGGUGGCUCAGGUGGGCAGACCAUUAUCGUACCAUGUGGUGGUGGAAGCAGUGGUGGCCAGAGCUCUGGCGGCUGCAUCGGAGGAGGCUCUGGUGGUGGCGGCUCAGGUGGGCAGACCAUAAUCGUAUCAGGAGGUGGCAGUGGUGGCCAAGGUUCCGGGUGCGGAGGAGGAUCCGGUGGGGGCUCAAUGCAAGCCAAGCAGCCCGUCUGCCUCCCGCCAUGCUUAGGUCAAACCAAACAACCCUGCCAGUGGCCACCGAGCCAGAAGUAA